AUGCCAGAGAAAGAAAAGGGUAAGUGGUGCACUGAUCUCAUCAGGACUGAAGAGAAAGAUAAAUGGGUUCAUUCUGGAAGAUCCUCUCUGUUUGAUGACACAAGAGCAGCAGUUUUCUCUGUGACCUUCAGAGAUCUGAGUGAACGGGAUUCUGGGACGUACCAGUGUGGAGUUGAUAGAACUACAGCAAAAGAUUCCUACACUGAAGUGAAGAUGAACGUUAGAAAAGAGAGAGAUGAACUCCAAACAACAGCAUCUUCUUUCUCAUCAGUUAAACCUCCACUGAUCACACCUCCAUCUCCUGUAACAGGCUCUUCUCUGAUCAUCAGUGUGUCUGUGCUUCUGCUUCUGAUCAUCAGUGUGAUUCUGUUCGUGAUCGUGACUUUCUGGAGGAGGCGUCAGUCACACAACGCUGAUUCCUCAUCCAAAAGAUCUCACUCGACACCAGCAAACAGUGCAGCGGUUUCCCACGCUGGCUGCGAUUACAAGGAGAUUAAAGACGCCCACAAACAAUUACCCACAAACCCCUCUGAUUCUUCUGAACCCACUGGUGACUCUCAGAUAUCUGCUGCGGAUAUGAAUUACGCCGUGGUGAAUUUCCACAAGAAAGCGGACUGUCCUGACAGAGUCAGUUUGAGGAAUAAUCAGGAUUGCAGUGAAUACGCUGCUGUCAAUCAUCUCACUGUCUGACGAGCCACAGCAGAGAAUGUGUGUAAUAAAUUAAUUUAAAGAUAUGGAUCAUUCACAAUGUACAAAACUAACAUUGAGCACCAAAUGAGACACGGACAGUGUAAACAUUUUAUAUUUAGCAUAUGCAGACUGAUUGUAAUGUCAGAGGAUUCUGGUUCCUCUUAAGGUUAAGACAUUAACAGACGAAUUUCUCUAAAGCUGCUUUGAAUCAGCAUUGAUUGCAUUACACAC
Messenger RNA from Sinocyclocheilus rhinocerous, 921 nucleotides. RefSeq names its product CMRF35-like molecule 8. The coding region runs from base 1 to 690 and encodes 229 amino acids. Gene Ontology annotation, cellular component: plasma membrane. Lineage: Eukaryota; Metazoa; Chordata; Actinopteri; Cypriniformes; Cyprinidae. The transcript has 5 exons. The record is from RefSeq and is a predicted model, not a curated record. Gene Ontology annotation, molecular function: transmembrane signaling receptor activity.